Messenger RNA from Miscanthus lutarioriparius, 366 nucleotides. Lineage: Eukaryota; Viridiplantae; Streptophyta; Magnoliopsida; Poales; Poaceae. The record is from the annotation of a GenBank genome assembly.
AUGCUGCACGGCGGCGAGGAGAAGAAGGGGAAGGUGAAGAAAGGGUGGCUGGCGGUGCGCGUCGGGGCGGAGGGCGACGAGGGCGGCUUCCAGCGGUUCGUCAUCCCCAUCGCGUACCUGUACCACCCGCUGUUCCGCCGCCUGCUGGAGGCCGCGCGCGACGCCUACGGCUACGACUACUCCGCGGGGCCACUGCGCCUGCCCUGCUCCGUCGACGAGUUCCUCCGCCUGCGCGCGCUCGUGGAGCGGGACACGCAGGCGGCGGCGCCUGCCUCGUCGUCCUCGCACCACCGCGUGCACGCCGGCGGCGGGUCGCACGGACACUACUCCCUCUCCCCGUGCACCCGCGCCAAGGUCACCUCAUGA